GAAAUAUUUGGCGGUUGAGCAAUGCAAAGAAUUUCAUUUUAGCAGUUAAUUUAUAAAUUAUAAGUAAAAUUAUAACUAAAUCACUUCAAAAGAGUCGAAAACAUUAUAGCUGUGAAGAAUGAGUGCGAACGGCAGUGUAAUUACUGAUUGGAAGCGGCUGUGGCAGCUUGUGUCCGGCAUACAUCAUGAGACACCGGAGAGCACAGUGCGCGAGGAAUUGUUAAAUGUAUCGAAAGAGUUACAAGACGGUGUACUGCAAUUCCGUAAACGUAAAGCAUCUAAUGUGAAAUUAGAAGAUUUGCUGAAGGAGAAGAAGCAACAGAAGCUAUUGCCGUUUACGCAGAAUUUGCAAGAGUUAUUGGACCUUGAAUCGCAGCAAUGUUGGGAGAUUCUCUGUUACUACCUCACCAAUGAAUAUCGUGGUUCUGCCAGCUCACUCGCCGCACAUAUAUCUUCGGAGAGUAACAUGAGUAAACUGCUGGAUGACAUAUGGGGUUAUUAUACGCUCGAACGCAUGAUUGUAUUGAAAAUUGUUAAAAAUUUGUUACUCUUCUACAAAAUACCCAACCAUCCAUAUCAUGAGCAAUACAAAGAGAUUUUAAACAAAAUUACACUGCCAAAACUACGUGAUUCUUACCUAAAUCAAUUGGAGCAACUCAUCAAUGAAUACCCACCAAAUCAGCUCGCCAAUGGCGAAUUUUUCGACUAUCAUACGCGUCUAGUAGUGUGGUCAGAAGGCAAUGCGCGUGAAAUCAACGAAGUGUUGCACAUUUUGCUGCUAAUAUGCGAACAUUUGCCAUUCGAACUAAAACAUAUAGAAAAACUAUUCAAUUGCUUUCGCCAACACACAUUUGGACGACAGCAAAGUUAUUUGGAUAUGUCCAAACCUUUGCAUAAUGAGCUAAUGACACGCUUAGCUUAUUCGGAGACUAUGUUGCUUCUGAAAUGUAUCGAUUUGAGUGACACGGCAACAAAUUUAGCACGAAAUAUAAUCGACGCUUUGGAUAAGGACAUAACACGCAUGUACUAUAACCCAGAGAAUGGUCCACUACUUUUGGGUUGGAUGCUACUGAAAGUGCGUUUCACUAAAGCCAUUGAGGAUCCAGAAACUUUUCUGCCAUGCCAACUGUUGGGCAAGCGCGCGAUUGAUUUGCGUUGUUUCGAGUAUUUGCAUAAUUUACUAACGAGUUCAAUGUUUAAGGACGAUAGCCUGGUGAGCCGCAUUGUACGCAAAACAGUUUAUAAUAUGCUCACGCAGAUGUGCAAUUUUUUCGAUGCUGAUGGCUCGUGUGCACGACAUCCCUACAUAUAUAAGUUAUUGAGUGAGCUACUUUCGUGGCCAACGUUGGCGAAGGAGUUUUGUGCAGAUGAAGAAAAGGGCGUACGUUCGCUUUUUAACACACUUUUGGAGACUUUUCCCGUCGAUUUUGUGCAUCUCUCUAAUUUAGCUGAUGCUCUAACAAAAGCGGGCAUGACAAAUUUUAUUAAAUCUCAGCUUGAAACUCUACCUAUAUACACUGAUUUGUAUGAUGAAUGCAAAUAUCCUUUGCGUGCCAUCAACGAGGAGGACUACAUACUCACAGCCGACGUACAGCCUUUCGCACAUUUGGAUUUCAUUAUACCAGCCAGGUCCACAGCGGUCAUUAUGUCGCGCCCUGAAGGUUAUUGCGUGCAUUUUCGUACAUCCCUAAACUAUUUCGUUGUCUUGCAUCAUGAAAUCAACUGUCUGUUGGCGGAGACAGUGCAAAAUCAGGGCGAUUGGUCGCAAAAUGAACGCGUAAAACGCAUCAAUGCCGGCCUACAGUACCUGCAAAGUGUAUUGCAACGCAGUAAAUCGUUGAAUGAAAUCACCGCUGAAAUGGUGCAUCCCACCGAAAUGUGUAUUGAUUUGUUGAAUAAGUUUAAAGCAGUGCCACAACCGCCAGUUGAGAUGUUGGCCAAUUGUUUGAAUGUUUGCACAAUGCUUUUACCGCUGGUCGAUGCUGAGAUUUACGCACGCGUUAUACACUUGCACAUACUGCCCGCUAUUACAAAUGAAACGCUCGAUAACUACGAAGAUUAUGCCUCGGGCAUCUGUUUUGAUUCGCGUAUUGUUGGCACUUAUUUGGUGGAUGUCGAGAAGAAAUUGGAACGCUAUGAUUUCCUAAAUGCCUACCUAGGCUUUCUACGCACUUACACAAAGCUGCAACGCAAAAAUUUCUUCAAAAUUGAGAUACCGGGACUGAUAUUUUUGCUGCGCGAGGUUUUCCCACACAUGCAUGCUUGGGGCUUUCAAAGUGAAACGGAGCGGCACAAAAUAUAUACCGAAAUUAUGGGUUUCGUGUGCGAUAUUUUAGACACGGUCACUAGCUUGUGCGAUAAAAACGAGCCAAUAAAUACAGAGAAACAAUUUUUGCGCGAUAUAUGCAUAUACAGCUUGUCGAAUAUGGAAAAUGGCAUGGUACUGUUGCGUUUUGUCGCCUUAGGCAAUGCCUAUCUGCAGCACACCAUGGAAAUGGAGUCGAAUUGGAUGAUACAACAAUCGCAUGGCAUUGUGUUGCUUGUGCGUCUAGCAAUGCGCAUACUCAUGCAGCUCUUGCGGCUCAAAACUACUACCCAAAACACCACCGAAUUGUCGCCGCUCGAGGCGCUUAUCUACACGCAGCCAAAACAACGCGAUACACUACGCAUUAUACCAGUUGUAACCAGUUAUAUGAGCAAUAUUUUCGACCGCUGGUUGCCCAUACUGUCGUGUCGUCUUUUGCGUCGCAUAGCGCUGGAAUUUAAUAUGUCGCUGUUGGCCUGUCUCGAUAUGGAACCCGAUCAGAUACGUCUUACAUUCUUACAACGUCUGCCCGAUGAGCUGGAAAGCGAUUCGCUAAAGAUUGCCAUACUUGAGUUGGUUGAAGCUUGCAUAGAAAAGCAGCCGGGCGUCACUGAGGCUUUUUUCAAAGUGAUUGCCGCACAGGAGAAGCGCUUUUUAGGCAAAGAAGUUGGCGUACAAAUUGCUGAUAGUAUAUUGACUUUCCUUGAAGAUUAUCUAGAGGCGGUCGCGAAGGAUCCAAAAACUGUGGAGCAUACAUUGCCCAGUAAAAUAAUGAAUAUCUUUCAUUCGCUGUGGAAGAACGGCAUGCAAAGUUUGGUGGAAGAUCUUACUAAGCGCCCGAAAUUUUGGUCACAACUGUGUAAUCCGCUCUUCAGUACUCUGGGCGAAAAUGCGCGCGUCUACACACAACUACUCAACAUACUCUCCAUAGAAAUAUUCUCCACGCCGGCGAAUGGUAAUAGUGAGCUGAAGGACGUGGUUUUAUGUUUCUUUGAGGCGGCGAAUUUCGAAAAAUGGCUCAACUAUGUAUUUAAUAUGCCAAAAACACCAGCGGCGGAUCCUUAUCGCGCUGUUGAGCUCUUCACCGAAGAUGUGCCGGAGUGGCUCUGCCGUUUGGCGGCAUUCAAGAGUUUCCUUAUUAUUUUACUGAAAAAGCAGCCGCAUUUUGUUGAAGUUCCCACAAAACAAUUGAAAAAGCUGGCAGAACAAACGCUUGUAACGCUUGUGGAUCGCGCAGAAUUCAUCGAAGAUUUGCGUCCAUUCAUUGUGCUAAGUGAAUUGUAUCUCUUUGUGCUGCUCAGCUUCAAACUGUCGUAUACAGACUCGCCUCAGGAGGAUACCGAAAUGUUAAAGCAGGUGCUUAAACUGCUGAGUCGCCUCUCCUCGUGCUAUGAGGAUUUACAUGUGCGCGCCAAGGAGGCAUGUCUAGCCUUCACCAUCAAAUGCGCCGACCUACUGGCUGCUGAGUUAUUGAAUGACUCUGACUCGGCGCUGAAUUUCCUCUACUCUGUGGUGAGCAUCAUCUGCACGGAGCUGCAAACGUUGGAGAAUAGCGCGCGUGUUGAGAAGCAGUCGAAGCAGGAACUUGAGAAUCUACAACAAACCUCAUCCAAUUCACUGGUGUUGAGUUUUAAUCUACUCAAAACUGUUGCAAGCAUAUUUCACGAUGCCGGUCCGGGUAACUGGGAUCUGCCGUUCAUUGUGAAUAAAGUCUUUCAACGCCUACUCAGUUGCGCGCGUUCCAUACUCCAGCUUUACAGCAAACAAAAUCUUACCGUUGAAUUGUUGGACGUCUUGAUUGUCUUCGCCAAGGGCAAUUGCUCAGCCGAGUUUCUUCACUGCGAUGUUGGUGAUUAUUUGUGGUUGAAAUUGUUACCGCCAAAGGAUUUGCUACAAACCAAUUUCGCUGCACUCGGCCAAGCACAAAGCGAUGAAAGCAAUUGGACGGUGCAGAAGUGGUGGCCCAUUUAUACGCGUGGCAUCACUUUGGUCACAAUCCUAUUCGAGAAACACCGGCAUUACUUUGUGAAACACGCCUUGCAGUUUGUCGGUAUUCACGAGGAGUACUUGGUGGACUCAUUACUCUUGGCCAAACAGACCUUGGAACCGAAAGCGAUGGAGUUGAUUAAAAGCACCACCACGCUAGUAUCGCAUUUGGUGGAAUUUGAGACACUUUGGCGGUUGGAGCACUCGCAGUCGUUAUUUAAUUUGAUGCGCGCCGUACAAGUACUCAUGGGCCACGCGAUUUCAAUGUUUCAUCAACCGAAAAAUCUCAAAUGUCUCAUUGCCGGACGCAACUUGCAGCUGGAUAUAUUAGCAGAUAUUGAACGACCGGGUUUCACAGACGAAGUGAUCAGCGCCUUCAAUAAUCUCACGGAAAUCAUCACGCUAAGCGUACAGUGCCUGCUGCGUUUCAGUCCCAAACUACUCGACUUGAUCUGUGCGCCCGAGUUUUUGGUUAGCAAAUGGGAGCCGAUGUUCGAAAUACAUUUUGGCGCGCCCAAAAUGAAUGAGACUGCCAUAACGCUGACGUUCGGCACAGUGCUGAGCAUUGUUGGUGUUUUUACGAAAGUGCUGAAUUUGCAAGGUCAUGGUUUCCACGAGGUGCCACUCAAUGUGCUACCCUCCACCGCAGGUGAUGGUACCAGCACGUCACAAGUGGGUGGCACAACAGCUCUGGCCAGAUCCCAACGACAAUUCUCUAAAUCGGUAUCCAUAACUUCAGUAUCCUCUGCCAAUUGUCCACCCAACGAGCUGUUGUCCAAUCUAGAUGGCGAACUCUGCUUACUCGCACUCGAGCAUAUACUCAUGCUGGCCGCUUCACAGAGUAUGCUGGCGCUGAAGAAUCCCUAUCUGCCUGCGCGCGAAAAGCAAAUAGUGCGUCGUGAGAUUAGCACCGAGCUGCUAACCUACCACGAAUUUGUGCGCAAGAAAGUCUUGAUUGAUCAUCGCGAACACCGUGAGAUGUGGUAUCGACGCAAGCACGGCAUGGUUCAUAUGGAGGUGGGUAAUGACAGUGCUGCAGGUGGCAAGAGUACAACAACCAACAGCGCGGCAACAGCAAAAAGCAGCUCUUCAGCCGCCGCUCAGUCAACUGGACGAAGACAUUCUAGCGAUUUGCGUGUAAAUGUCGUGCGUCGACUUUACCUGCAGCAGGAGCAUAAUCGGCAAAUUCAACAAAGCACACCACAACCAGCUGCCUUCGAUAUGUCGCGUGUCAUAAGUCCUAUCGGUGCAGCUGAGCGGGGCCACGGUGCACAACAACAGCAGCAGCCAACGGCGAUUUCGUCCACACCGCAACUUUCGCGUCCACCUCUGCGCCGGCAGGGCGAGCCCACGCAGUUGGGCGGUGAAGUUAAGCGCAAUUAUGGUGGUGACUCGACUGUUGAGCAAGUCGAGGAUGAUGAUGUGGAAGUUGUUGAAGAGAUACAAUACUUCCCUCCUGAGGAGCCGACCUAUACGCCUCUAUCCUACGUGCAACUGGUUGAGGAGGACUAUUUGCAUUUCAUGUCCAAUCUCUUCACAGUUAUAUGUCAGAGUGAUUAAGGGACUGCAGCAAAGAAGACGGAAUAUAUGCCAGGCACUGUUCUUUCGCCCAAGCAGAAUUUAUCUAUAAGUACUAUAUUAAGCGUUCUUUUUUUAUAAUUACUUUGAGAAUACAGUUUUCUAUUGAGAAAAAAUGAA
Molecule: messenger RNA, 5989 nt
Organism: Ceratitis capitata (Mediterranean fruit fly)
Lineage: Eukaryota; Metazoa; Arthropoda; Insecta; Diptera; Tephritidae
Gene: Nup188
Product: nucleoporin NUP188 homolog
Exons: 11
Coding region: 119-5851 (1910 amino acids)
Biological process (GO): protein import into nucleus; RNA export from nucleus
Cellular component (GO): nuclear pore inner ring
Molecular function (GO): structural constituent of nuclear pore
Source: RefSeq, a predicted model, not a curated record